AUGGAACAAUUACAUGAUCACGUCUCAUAUCUGAAGGCAUCCAAUGCCGACGGCGUCACAGUCUUCGAAGCGACAGCCGAAUGGUGUUCCCAGUGUAAAGCCAUCGGGCCUUUCGUGGACAAGUUGAUCAAGAAGUAUCCCGGGGCGCGCUUCUACAACUACGACACGGACAGCGUCUCGGCCGGAGCGAUCGCCCAGGAGCUCGGCGCGAAUGUCAUGCCUACCUUCCAUAUCUUCAAGGACGGUAUGCUGAUGGAUUCAGUCACGGGUGCGAAAGCAAAGGAAUUGGAGAAGGCCAUCAGCGAUGCUUACACUGGCGAGGUGGUUGAGCAGGACGAUGAUGGGGAGACUGCGAAGAAAUGA
Dissoconium aciculare CBS 342.82 is the source of this 363-nucleotide messenger RNA. RefSeq names its product thioredoxin-like protein. Bases 1 to 363 code for a protein of 120 amino acids. The transcript has a single exon. The record is from RefSeq and is a predicted model, not a curated record. NCBI's taxonomy places the organism in Eukaryota, Fungi, Ascomycota, Dothideomycetes, Mycosphaerellales, Dissoconiaceae.